Molecule: messenger RNA, 1518 nt
Organism: Aethina tumida (small hive beetle)
Lineage: Eukaryota; Metazoa; Arthropoda; Insecta; Coleoptera; Nitidulidae
Product: lactosylceramide 4-alpha-galactosyltransferase-like
Exons: 3
Coding region: 158-1153 (331 amino acids)
Biological process (GO): glycosphingolipid biosynthetic process
Molecular function (GO): alpha-1,4-N-acetylgalactosaminyltransferase activity
Source: RefSeq, a predicted model, not a curated record
AUAUAUUGAUAAUAUAAUUAAGCAGUAAAUACGAGUAUAUUCAUUAAAACCUUCUAAUAUUGUGACAGUAUUUUAAUAACGUAUCCAUAUUAUUUUAGUUUAUAAAUACAGAAAAUAUAUAUUUUUAUUAAUAUUAGUGAUUACUGUGCUCAUACUUAUGUACAAUGUGAAAGUAAAAAAUAAAGAAGAGGAAAUUUUAAUGUAUCCCAUGAAAGGUGAUUUAUAUUGUUAUUCGUCUUUAUCUCCUUCUCUGAAAGACAUUAUGGACAUGGAUAUAGAAGGAAGCAAUUCAAUAUUUUUUUUGGAAACUUCUUGUAAUUCACACAAACAAGGUAAAAUAAUAUUAAGUCCUCGGCAAGCUUGCGCAGUAGAAUCUGCAGCGAAAAUAAAUUCUGAAUACAACAUAUAUUUGAUCUAUGCGUCACCUAGUCAAAUUAGAAACGAAGGAACCGAAUCUGAUCGAGUAAUCAGUCGCCUGCUGUCUUAUAAAAAUGUUUACAUAGCUCAUGUUAACAUAUGGAGAAUUAUUAAGAGGUCACCAGUAGAAAAACUGUUUUUGAGUGGGAAGCUCGAAAACUCUACAUAUCCCAUUACACAUGCAAGUGACAUUAUAAGGUUUAUAAUAAUGUGGAAAUUUGGAGGAAUUUAUUUGGAUCUAGAUAUGAUAUUUCUUAAAAGUUUUAAUACUUUACCUAAAAAUUUUGGAGGUGCCCAAUCAAAAGAUAUCAUAAAUUCUGCCGUUAUGGGUUUUGAAAACAAGGGUGUAGGUUUAACUUAUGUUACAUCUUGUUUAAAUGAUUUAAAUAAUACAUUUAAAGGGACAGAAUGGGCUUAUAAUGGACCUGGUUUAAUAACUCGAUUUUCUCAAAAACAAUGUAAAACCAAAAACUUCGAAGUAUUAAAAGUUUGUGAGGAAUAUACAGUUCUUCCUCAAAAUACAUUUAAUGCUAUUCCUUGGAAUGAAUGGCAAAAAUAUUUUAACGAAACAUACAAUACAGAAGUUCAAACAAAAAUUAAAGAUAGUUAUGGUAUACAUGUUUGGAACAAAAAUAGCAAACAAUGGAAGCUUUCAUUGGAAUCGAAAGCGACAUAUAUGACGCUAGCCAAGGAAUUUUGUCCUAAUGUAAUUAAAGAAAUGCAUGAUUUUUUUUAGUCGUGUCUUUAAAAUGAUUAGAAAUGACUGUAUUUUCAGAUGAAAGAAAAUGUCAGUUCUGAAGUGACUCACAUUAGGCAUAGAUAUUUUUAAAAUUGUUAAAUAUUUAUAUUAAUAAAUUUAAUUAGUUGUAAAUCUAUAAGUAGCCUGUAAUUCUUCUCUAAUCAGAAAAUUCCUUAGAAAAAAAAAAUUAAAUUAAAACGAUAAUUACAAUAUUCAGUGUAUUAUUUUUUAAAAAGAAUUAUCAUUUUAUAGAUUAUAGAUAAAAUACGUUCUGAUAUCUUCUGUUUUCACACAUUAUACAAAAUAAUAGUCAUCAAUGUUAUUAUUAAAUUUACUAGUUAUUAGUUUACAGUAUAUUUUUU